Messenger RNA from Pichia kudriavzevii, 804 nucleotides. RefSeq lists its product as uncharacterized. Gene Ontology annotation, molecular function: metal ion binding. NCBI's taxonomy places the organism in Eukaryota, Fungi, Ascomycota, Pichiomycetes, Pichiales, Pichiaceae. The record is from RefSeq and is a predicted model, not a curated record. The coding region runs from base 1 to 804 and encodes 267 amino acids. Gene Ontology annotation, biological process: superoxide metabolic process. The transcript has a single exon.
AUGGUUGCUCUUCAAAAAUUAGUUGUCUCCACCGCAUUGGUAUCUGUUGCCCUUGGAGAUGAGGCACCUGCAAACUUUGAUUCACAUAAGAGAACAGUUGCUAGAGCACAUCUAGAUAAUGGACUUGUAAAAGGUCUAAUUGAAUUCACCUCGACGGAAGAUGGUGUUGUUAAUGUCCAUUUGGACGUAACUGGGUUACCUGAAGGUUUAGGUCCAUUCAAUUAUAGAAUUCAUGAUUAUAAAGUAAAGGGACAUUGUGAACGUGCAGGUGACGUAUUCAACCCCUUUGAUGCCAAUUAUGUAGAAUGUGAUGAUUUAGGAGAUGAUUCUCUUUGUUCUGUUGGUGAUUUAUCAGGUAAACAUGGUGUUAUUAAUACAACUUGUUUUGAAAUUGAAUAUCAAGAUCCAUAUCUAUCAUUAAAUAAAAGAAAUCUUGCUUAUAUUAAGGGGAAAUCUAUAGUUAUCACUGAUUUUGAAAAUAAUAUAAUCUCAUGUGGCGAUAUUAAAUUGAAAAGGGGUAAAAAGUUAAAAAGAGAUUUAAAUAAUCCCAAUCAAUCAAUUCAACAAGAUCAUGAUGAAUUUUUCCCUAAUUUAAUUCCACAAGCCCAGAUUCAAAAUGUAUCUAACAAUUCAACAACAUUUUAUUCCAUCGAGGAAGAACAAGAUGAAAAUGAUCCAAGUGGAGUGGAUGACAAUUUAAAAGACAAAGACAAAGAAGUUACCUUUGAUUCUGGUGCAAAUAAGUUGGGAAUCACAAAGUCGAUUGGUUUACUAGCAUUAGCUGGUUUAAUGGUUUUAAUUUAG